AUGGCGACCGGCGCCCCUAUGUACAACUUCACCACCCUGAUCAAGCGGUAUGUUCCAAGGCUCCUUUCCCUAUCCUCAUACCGUCCACCCUGCAUCAAGAGAUAUGGCCAUGGCGGUGGAAGGACCCAGCUCACCAAAGAGCAUGAGCAUCCCUACACCUCCAGCGCCGGCGCUCCCGGCACCCCCAAGCUGGCACCUUCGCCAGCCGCUCCAGCAACGGACCCCAUUCCGCCGCAGAUCCAAGACUUCGACGCACUGAUCAAGAACGAUGUCCAGAACUUCGUAAACCUGGGAGAGAAGAUUGGUGGAUUGGUCGCGGAGCAGUCGAAAGCAGUCCUGCAAGCAUUCCAAGCCGAGCGCACCUAUCUCUACGUCUCGACAAAGGCCAAGAAGCCCGAGCCCCAGCCGCCAGAGCUGAUGACGGACUUGCACAAGGCGUCGGACAGCAUUAACAACAUUCGGGAGUCCAACCGAGCGUCGCCGCUGUUCAACCACUUAAGCGCUGUUGCAGAGGGAAUCGUCGCCCUGGGCUGGUUCUUCGAGAUGAAGCCCGCGGCAUUCGUGCAGGAUAUGAUGGGUGGAAUCGAAUACUACGGCAACAAGGUGCUGAAAGAAUACAAGGAGAAGGAUCGUACGCACGUCGAGUACAUCCAAGCAUACUAUCAGAACUUCAAGGCUCUCGCGGCUUACCUCUUAAAACACUACCCCAAGGGUCUGACGUGGAACGACGAGUCCGGAAUUGAUGCGCUGGACGCCUUGAAGCAGAUCCAGGGUGGAGGAGCUUCCCCAGCUCCCCCAGCUCCACCUGCUGCAGCAGGCGGCGUGCCUCCGCCGCCUCCCCCUCCACCUAUGCCAUCUCUCAACGUGCCUGGAGGUGGUGGCCCACCGCCUCCCCCUCCGCCACCUGGAGCGGCAUCCGCACCGGAUAUGGCAGCGGUGUUCGACCAGCUCAACCAAGGCGAGGGUAUCACAUCGAGCCUGCGCAAGGUCGACAAGUCAGAGAUGACGCACAAGAACCCCAGCUUGCGCGCGGGCUCGACGGCACCAGAUCGCUCGAGUUCAGUCCGGGGCAAGUCCCCGGCGCCGAGUAAGAAGCCCAAGCCCGAGAGCAUGCGGUCGCGCAAGCCGUCGCGCAAGGAGCUGGAGGGCAACAAGUGGCUCGUCGAGAACUUCGAUAACCCGGGCGAGAUCGUUGACAUCAGCGCGCGGCAGAACCACUCGAUCCUGAUCUCUCGCUGCAACAAGACCAUCGUCAAGGUCUCGAACAAGGCCAACGCCAUCGCCAUCGACAACUGCAAUGGCCUCUCUAUCAUUGUUGACUCGCUCGUCAGCAGCCUCGACGUCAUCAAAUGCCCCAACUUCGCGCUGCAGAUCGACGGCUUCGUCCCCACCAUCCUUAUGGACCAGGUCGAUGGCGCGACUGUCUAUCUGGGCCAGCAGAGUCUCACCACGGAGGUGUUUACUAGCAAGUGCGCCGCUGUCAAUAUCAUGCUCCCGCCCAAGGAAGGUACCGAUGACGAUACGAAGGAGUGCCCUGUUCCCGAGCAAAUCAAGAGCUACGUCAAGGAUGGUGUGCUGGUCAAUGAGAUUGUCGAGCAUGCUGGGUAG
This is a messenger RNA of Penicillium lagena, 1608 nucleotides long. RefSeq names its product adenylate cyclase-binding protein (gene capA). Gene Ontology annotation, molecular function: actin binding; adenylate cyclase binding. The record is from RefSeq and is a predicted model, not a curated record. The transcript is spliced from 4 exons. The coding region runs from base 1 to 1608 and encodes 535 amino acids. Gene Ontology annotation, cellular component: cytoplasm. Lineage: Eukaryota; Fungi; Ascomycota; Eurotiomycetes; Eurotiales; Aspergillaceae. Gene Ontology annotation, biological process: cytoskeleton organization; regulation of adenylate cyclase activity.